GUUUCCGGGGAGGAGGGCAGAGGAGGACCUGUGCGAGGCGGUUCCUUCGGCAGCGGAGGAGGCAAUGGCUUUGGGGGUCCGGGGGCUGCGCCUCUGGCGGGCCGCCCCUGCUGGCGGGGCUGGCUGGAGAUUGAUAGCAACAUCGCCAGCUUCGCACCUCUCACCGAGAGAACUGAUAGAAAUGCAGAAUGACCUCUUUAAUAAAGAGAAAAACAGGCAGUUAUCAUUAACUCCUCGAACUGAGAAGAUUGAAGUUAAACACGUUGGGAAAACGGACCCUGGCACUAUCUUCGUGAUGAAUAAAAACAUUUCAACUCCUUAUAGUUGUGCUAUGCAUUUAAGUGAGUGGUACUGCGGGAAGUCCAUUCUGGCUCUUGUGGACGGACAGCCUUGGGACAUGUAUAAACCUUUGACCAAAUCCUGUGAAAUUGAAUUUCUUACUUUCAAAGAUCGUGAUCCUGGAGAAGUGAAUAAGGCUUAUUGGCGUUCCUGUGCCAUGAUGAUGGGCUGUGUGAUAGAGAGGGCAUUCAAAGAUGAAUAUGUGGUCAGUUUGGUCAGAGCUCCAGAAGUUCCUGUAAUCUCUGGAGCCUUCUGCUAUGAUGUAGUUCUGGAUAAGAGACUUGAUGAGUGGAUGCCAACAAAAGAGAACCUGCGUUCCUUCACAAAAGAUGCCCGUGCUUUAAUUUAUAAAGAUCUUCCAUUUGAAACUCUGGAAGUGGAAGCAAAAGUGGCAUUGGAAAUAUUUCAGCACAACAAGUACAAAACGGAUUUCAUAGAAGAGAAGGCAUCUCAGAACCCUGAGAGGAUAGUCAAGCUGCACAGAUUUGGUGACUUCAUUGAUGUGAGUGAGGGUCCUCUUAUUCCAAGAACAAGUAUUUGUUUCCAGUAUGAAGUAUCAGCAGUUCACAAUCUUCAAGCCACGCAGUUGAGUCUUGUACGAAGAUUCCAGGGUCUGUCUUUACCGGUACACUUAAGAGCACAUUUUACUCUAUGGAAUAAGCUAUUGGAGAGAUCUCGGAAAAUGGUAACUGAAGAUCAAACUAAACCUACAGAGGAAAGUGCUUCGACCCAGUAAUUUCCUAAAAAUUAAAUAUAUAUAGAUAAGACAGCUUAUGCUGUUCACAAUAAAAAUUUUACGCAGAAACAACCCUGCGCCCUCCAGCUCCCCAGAUAUAACACCUUGACAUGUUUUCUCCAUUCAGUUCUUUUUUCUACAUGUAUAAGCACAUGUACAAAUACAAGUGGAAUCUUUUGAAAACAAAGGAUCAUACUAGUUUCCGUUUUUGCUAUCUUAUUUUAUUUUUUUAUUUUUGAGAGAGAGAGAGUGAGUGGGAGAGGUGCAGAGAGAGAGGGGGAUAGAGGGUCACUCUGACUGCAGUGAGCCCGAUGCGGGGCUUGAACUCAUGAACCACAAGAUCACAACCUGAGCCGCGGUCACUGAACUGACUGGGCUACCUGGGCACCCCCAUUUUUGCUAUUUUAAACAAUGGCACAGUAAACAUUUUUGUACAAAAUGUUUAAGUGCUUUGUGGUUAGAUUAGUUGAGUAUUGACCAAGUUAACAGUAUUUCCUAUGUUCUGGCCAUGGUGCUAAGCCUUUCACACGGAAUCUCUUAUUUAAUCCUCAAAAUGUGUUGAGAAGCUAUUUCCAUUUUGUAAGGGAGGAAACUGACAGACCGUAGAACUGGCCAGUAGCAAAGCUGGAAUGUGGACCCACGUAACUUCACCCGCAUGCUCUACACCGCCUCACAUAUAAGUGACGUCAGAGGAAUAGACUCUGGUAGUAGAAUUAUUGACAGAUGCUACCAGAGCUUAGCUUCCACAAGGUUUUGCCAAAUGGCAGUCCCAACCACAGUCUGGGAGUGCCUGCUUCCCGUGUCGGGCAAAUCUUGAUUAUCAGCCCUUUUAAAACUGUUUGGCCAAAAGAUUUCUUUCUGUUCCAGGUUGAACACUUUGCUUUCUGGGCUUAGUGCACAGGUUUCUUCUGAAGAUUUGAUUUCUUCCCUGGGUGGGAUCUACUUCCUAGAGACCAUAUCUUCCUGUUCCUUUGGGAACUUUCUCAUUGUGUUGGAAUCCCUAGUGAGUUCCAUCUUAAGAAAAAGCAUCUAAGAGGUGAGCCCUUGCAUGUCUAAAGGAGCUUUGUUUUGCAACUUACAUGUGGUCAACUGGCUAGAGUUGUAGACUGAAAUGUAAUUCUCUUUUUACACUUACUUAUUAUUGAGAGAGAGAGAGAGAGAGAGAGAGAGACAGAGCAUAAGUGCAGGAGGGGCAAAGAGAGAGAGGGAGACAGAAUCUGAAGUAGGCUCCAGGCUCUGAGCUGUCAGCACAGAACCCAAUGUGGGGUCAAACUCACAGACCACAAGAUUGUGACCUGAGCUGAAGUCAGACACUUCACCGACUGGGCUACCCUGGCGCCCCUGAAAGGUAAUUUUCUGUCAAGAUUUUGAAAGCAACUCAGGUUAACUUCUGGCAUCUGAUGUUGCUAAUGAAAAGUCUGAUACCCUGUCUGAUUUUGUUCCUUUUUAUAUAAACUGUUCUCUUAAACCUGCCUUCCUCCAUAUCACCUGCCCUACCACACCCCCACAUGCAUACACACUUGGGGUACUUUUAGGACCUUGAUGUUCUAGAUGACCUAGAUGUUUCAUAUCUAUCUAGGUUUUUAAUUAUUCUGGUGCUUUCAAUUUUGAUAACUCUUUUGAGCUCUAGGGAAUUUUUCUUUUUAAAUAUUCCUUUUUCUGUUUCUCUAAUACCAUUUAGUUAGGUUUUAGAUCUGUAUUUUUCCCCUCUUUUUCCUUUCUUCUUUCCUUCCUUCCUUCCUUCCUUCCUUCCUUCCUUCCUUCCUUCCUUCCUUCCUUCCUUUUCUUUCUUUCUUUUCUUCCUAUGUAUAUCUUUAUCUUUUUAAUUGAAAUUCAUGUAUAACAGACACAGUGUAUCUUUCUGAACCUUUUAUUUAUUUUUUUUUUAAGUAGGCUCCAUACCGAAUGUGGGACUUGAACUCAUGACCCUGAGAUCAAGAGUUGCGUCCUCUACCAGAGAGCCAGCCCUCUCUGUGACUCUAAAGAACAGAUAGAAUUAUAUUCAUUUAUUUCCUGGUCCCUGAAUUCUAUCUUUCCUCAAGUGAUAGAUUUUUUUGCUUAUCUCAACUUUUCAUGUUUCAGGGUUUUCCCCCCAGCCCCCAAAAUCUAGUGAUUGUUGGUUAUUAGUUUUAGUUGGAAAGGUGGUUAUGGGGAGAUUGGAUGGCAGCUCUGUGGUCCAGGCAGGGUUUAGCGUCUGUGAGGAAGAGUAUUGAUGGUGGCUGUUAACGAUGGGGAUUUUCGAAAUGCUAAAAUGAUGGGGUCUUCGGUUUCGGUGACAGAUGCCCAUAUUGACUGCUCUUGUUCCUCCCAGACAGUUCUUUCACUUACGAGAUCCCUCCAAUAUUUUGCCUGUGGGGAGAUAACCUGGACUCAGGCCUUUCUGUAUUUGGAGAUCGGGGAUAUGGGGUUGAGGUCAACUGGUUUGUAUAUAGACCUCUAAUCCCCCUUUUAGCUCCUUUUCUGUCUUUUACCACCUCUGGGCUUCUCCAGGCCCAUCGUCUCUCUCUUCUGAUGGGCUCCCUCCACAUCCAGUCUAGGUGGUGACAUCCUCUACUGUUACUAGUCACAUCUUUUGGAGAUUGCUGGAAAUUUCUUGUCUGCUCCUGCUUUCCUCUCCCAUCCCCUUUGUGGAUUUAUACUUUGAUUUUUUUUUUUGAAUUAUGAGCUAUUUUAAACAAAAUAGUUGUGUAUUUUUGUACAGAGACAUGCAGAACUUCACCCUUAUGUGAGUGGACAUCUGUCAUGCUUUUUGGGGACCUAGCACUGCGUGAACACCCACUCUGGUGACUUCCCCCUUUAUGGAUCUUAUCUCAGCAAGUGCAAGAGUGGAACUUACUUUCCGAAAUUGCCUGGCAGCUGGGGCUCAGCCAGGCUUCACGCCCAACAUGGGACUUGAACUCACGAUUCUGAGAUCAGGAGUCGCAUGCUUUACCAACUGAGCCAGCCUGGCUCAGCAAGAGUCACCAGCAGACACACUUGUGUGACAUUUGGGAGUGACACCAGGAAGACAGAGUGGCACAUGGGAUGCACUUUGUCGAGGGGAGCAGUGGCUUGUGGCUUCCAAGGCAGCAGUGCUCCAAGGGUGCCAGCAGGUCCCCCUCUGCAGCCACUCAGGUGUAAGGGCAUUUCGUGGAGCUGUGUAACCCGAUUUCCAAGCCUGGGCCUGUCUGCGAGCCAUUUGUUUCCGGCGUAAACUAGCUAGAGCGGAUCCCGUCGUUCGCAACCGGGCUUGUUGACGUGUGGCCACUACCCAAGUGUAACCAUUGUUAACCUUUUCCCUUAGUUACUUCCGAUCCUUGUGUUUUUAAAUAAAAAGCCGCCUCUUCAUUGAA
Felis catus (domestic cat) is the source of this 4407-nucleotide messenger RNA. It is a transcript of the gene MRPL39, whose product is annotated as mitochondrial ribosomal protein L39. Gene Ontology annotation, molecular function: nucleotide binding; RNA binding. Gene Ontology annotation, cellular component: mitochondrion. The transcript has 11 exons. Bases 65 to 1075 code for a protein of 336 amino acids. NCBI's taxonomy places the organism in Eukaryota, Metazoa, Chordata, Mammalia, Carnivora, Felidae. The record is from RefSeq and is a predicted model, not a curated record.